Nannospalax galili (Upper Galilee mountains blind mole rat) is the source of this 3322-nucleotide messenger RNA. RefSeq names its product PH domain containing endocytic trafficking adaptor 2 (gene Pheta2). Gene Ontology annotation, cellular component: recycling endosome; early endosome; trans-Golgi network. The record is from RefSeq and is a predicted model, not a curated record. NCBI's taxonomy places the organism in Eukaryota, Metazoa, Chordata, Mammalia, Rodentia, Spalacidae. Gene Ontology annotation, biological process: retrograde transport, endosome to Golgi; receptor recycling; endosome organization. The coding region runs from base 631 to 1404 and encodes 257 amino acids. The transcript has 3 exons.
UGGUCUGGAUGGGAGGCCUAUGGAUAACCUGAGCUGGGAGGCCCGGGUUUGAAGCCGCCCCCUCCACGGACGAGUUCUGUGGUUCAGGCCGGUCUGCAUCCUCCUGGACCUCAGUUUCCCUCCCAUGUGCAUCCCCAGGCGGCUUCGCGGAUUCCGAGCCUUAGAGAGGUACUGGGCGGGGAGAGGCCGGGGCGGUAACUCGAGCCGCCCGGGCGGGGUCUCCGGGCUCCCGCAGCCACGUUCGCGGACCUGAGCGGAGGCCCGGGGUCCGGAGCGGGAUCCGGGCGCCGCCGCAAGGAACCGGGGCUGGAGGCUGCCUGGGAAUCAUGUGACUGAACCUUGUGACCAGAGGAGAGGCCCCCAUUCGCCCUGUGUGAACUCUGCUGUUCACAGCUGUGGGUGAGUGUGUCACCCACAAGACAGAAGUCUUUUGAUGUCCCUUUUUCUUUGUGGCCCUCACAUGACCUUCAAGAGAAAAGGCAGAGAGACUCAUCUCCUUGUGAAGUCUGAGAGCCUCACGGACACAGCCAGUCAGUAAGAGCCACAAGACUGGGCCACAGGUGUCCUCCUGAGCCAGGGCCUUUCCUACAAGGACCGCCGGCUUUCCACCUUAAAGCGCUCAUGUGAGCCAUGAAGCUGAACAAGAGGAGCGUGGCCCAUUAUGCGCUGAGCAAUUCCCCAGCCGACCAAACUGGCUUCCUGCGCACUUGGGGGGGACCAGGGACCCCACCCACCCCCAGUGGUACUGGCCGAAGAUGCUGGUUUGUCCUCAAAGGCAACCUACUAUUCUCCUUUGAGAGUAGAGAAAGCCAGGCCCCACUGAGCCUGGUGGUGUUGGAGGGCUGCACGGUGGAGCUGGCUGAGGCUCCCGUGCCAGAGGAGUUUGCCUUCGCCAUUCGAUUUGAUGCCCCUGGAGUGCGCCCACACCUGCUGGCAGCAGAUGGGCAAGCUGCCCAGGAAGCCUGGGUAAAGGCGCUGUCCCGAGCUAGCUUUGGCUACAUGCGGCUGGUGGUGCGAGAACUGGAGAGCCAGUUGCAGGAUGCCCGCCAGAGCCUGGCCUUGCAUCGCUGUGCAUCCCAGAAGGCCAGUGCCAGCUGCCGCAAGCCUCAGGCUCCUGACUGCUGGACUCCAGGCUCUGAGAAUGGCCACCUUUUCCCCAGGGACUGCAGCCCCAUCAGCUCUGUUGAAGAAAGGGUCAGCAGGCCAACAGGACGGGAUUUGGUUGAGUUUCAGGGCCCUGCCAGCCUCCUUCUAAACAGGGGGCAGAGCCCCGUGUCCCCCGAGACCUCCUGUUUCUCUACCCUGCAUGACUGGUAUGGGCAGGAGAUCUCGGAGCUGAAGCGAAGGUGGCAGCAGAGGGCCGGGGAGAGCCAGUCAGGAUUCAAGCAGCAGGAUAGGCCUUGACCCCGGACCUUCUGAGCCAUGACCCUGUCCUGCUGGUCGGGACAUCAGGGCCAGUUCUUCAGGAGUUAAAUGUUUAUUUGCUUUCUAGUUUGCUUUGGGUGUGUGUGGGGGUCUCUGUCCAACUUCAAGAUCCUCCCCUGUUUCUGGAGUGGACUGAGGAAUCACAACUUCUGAUCUCUUUAUUUCUAGAGGCCCUGAGAAGACAGGUGGUUCGUACAACAUCCACAAGUCCUGACCUCACUGGGCUGCCCUUUUCUCUGGGGACAUAAUGAAACAAAGGAAGGGGCUAUAUUACCUUCUGUACACAACACUCUGUCAUAAUUUCCAACACAGGAAGUCUUGUGCUUCUAAAUGCCAGAGGCUGACUGCAGGACUAGCCUGAGGGCUGACACUGACUGUCCAGGCAGGGCCCUUUGGAGGAGAGAACUGUCAGCCAGUAAAGAGGAUUUCUUCUCUCCCCUGCCACCCUGCCAGCAGAUGGUGUUGGACAUUGCUGGAGGGGCUGGUAGCUUUUAUAAGUCAGCAGAAGCCCUGUAUGUACUCUGUCCUCAGCAGCCAGCUCCUGGGGCUGCCAAAUGGGAAGGCAGGGUGGCUUCCCUUGGGAAAAUCAGUUUAUUGGUUUGGUUCUUAGAUCUGGGCACUCUAAACACUUAGACAUGAAGUUCCUGGUACCCUUGAUAAUCUCUUCUCUGGCUAGGCCUCCACAAAGGUGUUCCUGCUUUCAAAACUGAGUGAAAACACUUAGGGGUUCUGCCACAGGCCUGCUUGUUCCCCAAGACUGGUGCCAGGAAUCCUCAUUGCUACUGUCCCCGGCACCAUGCCAUAUGUUUUUCCCUAUUCUAGGAGGCAAAAUGUCUAAAUCCAGAGUCAGAAGCCAGGCCCACCUGUCCCCCUUAUGGAUGUAGUGACAGUGGCUGUGGGAAGAUGCAGGGCUUGAUCAGAGAUGCCCCCUUCCCAAACAAACUCUGCCCCUUCCUAGCCUCCCUUUUCCUAUCUGGAGCCUUGGGCAGCCUGAACAAAACCCAUCUAGGCCUAAGGAUGAAACUCUUGUCAUUAGGGGGUUUAGUUGUAUGUUGUUCAGGGUCAGGACCUGUUCUGUGCCCAGCAUGCUUAACCCUGCUUGUAGCCCCACUGCCCACUGCCCUUGAUUAUAUACACAGAUGCCUUUGCUACCUUUCUUGCUGUUAUAGUAGUUUGGUUCUUAAAUCGUUAUGGUUUUUAGUUUGUAUUUUUUUGAGACAGGUCUCAUAGUUCAUGCUGACCUAGAACUUUGGGCAAUCCUCCUGUCUCAGCCUCCCAAAUGCUGGGAUUAUAGACGUAGGCUAUCGCACCCAGCUUGGUUUCUUUCCUUUCUGAGACAGAGUCCCAGCAGGGCCUGGUGAGGAAGGUAUGCUAUCACAUCUGGCUGUUACAAUGUUUUCGUGCAAUUUGAACAGUAAAGUUGCAGGGUGUGGUAGCAAAGAUGGUGGAGGCAGAAGCGGGACUCCAGAGUCAUCCUUGACUACACGGUGAGUUUCUGGACAGCCUAGACUACAUGAGACCCUGUCUCGAAAACCAGGCAAACAAAAACAGUAAAUGUUUAAAAAAUGUUAUUUAUGGAGGUGGGAAGAACAGUUCAAGGUCAUCAUCAGCUCCAUAAGUUCAAGGCCAGCAUGGGCUACAUGACACCUAAACAAUUACUCAUUUUAGUUAUUACAAUGUUUUCACAAGUGAAUCGGGAGAUGGAGCUGCUAAGUCAGUAUCCCAGGGUAGCAUCUGAGUGAGGUCGCCUGUCUUGCAGCCUGCUGCACAGUAGCUUAGACUCUCGGGGUCCGGAGCCGGCUGCACCUCUUGCAUAGACUCAUGGACAUAGGCCUUUGUGAACUUUUUAUUGUAACUGUUUUUUAUACAUCCAAACACUAAAGUUUGUCGUUUCUCA